Gallus gallus (chicken) is the source of this 5485-nucleotide messenger RNA. It is a transcript of the gene PABPC4, whose product is annotated as poly(A) binding protein cytoplasmic 4. The coding region runs from base 3440 to 5119 and encodes 559 amino acids. The transcript is spliced from 15 exons. Gene Ontology annotation, cellular component: cytosol; nucleus; cytoplasmic stress granule. The record is from RefSeq and is a predicted model, not a curated record. NCBI's taxonomy places the organism in Eukaryota, Metazoa, Chordata, Aves, Galliformes, Phasianidae. Gene Ontology annotation, molecular function: mRNA 3'-UTR binding; poly(A) binding; poly(U) RNA binding.
GUGUGUGUGCUCUGUGUAGCUUCCUUUCCCUGUGUUGCAUCCAUAGGGAUCGCUCGGUCAGCAGCUGUGGAGCUGCAGUGUGUUUUACAGGCACUUCAUUUUACAGAAAUUUCACCCAUGUCACUGCUUCUGAAGUACUUGACAAGCACACAUCUUGGUGUCCUCUCUGGUUCAUUGGACUAUUUCUGUAUUACUGAAAGUCUCCAAGUUUGGAGAUGUGGGUUUGGUGCAGCUCAAAAAGAGAGCAAUCUCCACCACGUUCCUCUUCAUUCUUGUGUAGGUUUAGGCUAUUUAUGUGGUCUUCACGUAGCCGGUGCUGGCAGAAAAGUCUGCAUGUAAUCAGCCCAGAUUGGGUGCUUUUCUGCCCUAACCCUCUGGCUGCUCACCUGCUGUAACUUCAGACCUGGGAGUGCUGGUGGCUGCACAUUGCUGUAUUUGUGCAGGCUGCUGUGCAGCACUCUGAAGUGGUGUUCUGGAGCUGGUGGGAAAGGUUUAUUGUGCAAUGCAUGUGAAACUGUGCCGUCUCAUGUGCAGAAUCCAUGCUGGUUUAUUCUGGCCAGAUUGCUUUUAAUAGUUCCAUUUGGCACCUGCUGAAGUAGAUAUUCCAGUGCUGAAGCAGUGCUUCAUGAAAACAUGAAAGAUGGGACAGAAAAGGUCAUUGUGAAAUGUGUAUUUUUCUGGAAGAAAAGUAGCUCAGUAUUUUCUGCCCUCGUUUUCAGGGCCUUUACUUGUUCACUGGUGCACACUUAUUGCUCUGUGCUGUGGUUUAGCAGUAUCUAUAUAUAGACAUCUCCAGAACAGGCAGGAGUGAACGCUUCCCUAGGAUUCAGAAUCAGUUCAUAACAGCCCAGACUUCAACAGCCAGUAGCCUAUCCUGUAGCCUGCCAUUGGCCAUCCAGAUAGCAGACUUCCACAGGGUAAUACAUUGCCUUCAGGUCAAAGUCUUCACAAUGUGUAGAAUAGAAAUGUCAUCACAAAGCUGUGCUCCUGCAAGCCAGUAGUUAGCCUCUGAGCUCUCAGCUGAUUUGAUGUGAGCUGAUGGUGACUGUGCCAUCCUGGCUGCUGUCCUCUUUCCCGGUUCAGAAUGCCUUCUGUGCUUUCAAGUAGAGAAGACCUGUGUCAGGUAGGUGCAGGUAUGAUGUUAAAAGGGAGGAGUAGCUAGUCAUAUAUGCUUACUGUAUCAGGAAGAAGUUCUCGUACAAAUAUGAAGGCAGCUGGCCUCCCCAUGGAUUUCAAGGUAAACUUUUAUGGUAAUAAAUAGGCAUGAGUUUAGAGGGAUGUCAUUCUGGGCUCCUGGAGAAGCAGCAGACAUUUUAGGAAGUCCCAGUACUUGAAGUGAUACUUUGACAGAGUAAGUGGUGUCCUGUUACUGGUAGGUCUUCCAAGGUCAAGUGACUUAAACCUUGUCUUUGAGUUACUAUUGGGAGGGAGAAAUAUGCAAACUCUCCUCCCUCCACAGAUAGAUCUCUUUCAAAAAGUUCCUUUCUGGUGUAGCAAACAGCAGCAUGUUAUUUUGUGUGAGUUAAAGACGGCUACUGUGCCAAACAUCACACAGUGGAGCAGCAGUGGGUGGGAGGUGAGCAGUUGUGUGUUGGGGUCUCUCUGAAACCAGGACUCAAAUUUCAUGAAGAACAGAAUUUUUCUUGUCAGAUGCAUGAGUUUUGGGUUUGGCUUUCAAGAUGGCAGGACCCAGUACUUCCUGCAUGAGGGCUUUCUGAGAAGACAGAUCUGUACUUUCUUUCCAGGGAUGCAUAAUCAGAAAUGUGUUUGGACUUUGUUACCCAUUCUAGGAAAUGAUGGGCAGUAUUCUGUAGCACUGCUACAACACAGUGCAUAAAAGCACUCAGGAAGCUUUGUUACGGGCACACUGCUGGAGUGUUUGAAAUGGUGGCAGGCAGUAAAGCUGAUAGGAUAGUUUGUAUUUCCUGGAUACCUUUUGUGGAAGUAGGAGUGCUUUGCAAGUCUGAAGAUUUGUCACAUCUUAACCUUUGUGUGGGAAAUAGGAUUCUCUCCUUACUGCCUGCAGAAGCUGAACUGUUUACAGGUCAGGUAGCAGUCAGAACUUUGCUGUUCUUUGGGACCACCAGGAGAUCUCUGUAAUCAUAUCCUGAACAUCUGUGUUUCCAGAACUCCUGCAUCUGAACUGGUUCUGGGCUUGCAUUUUUCUUGUUUUUUUUCUCAGCUAAUGGGAUGAUGCUUUACCCUGGAAGGCGAUAUUUUUGGACAUGCAUUGUCUGAUAGUCUGCAGAGAGGUUAUUUUUAGUGAAAAUGAGCUCUGCUGCCUUCAGUUGAGGUUCUGUGGCAUGGCAGCCAGUGAAUGCUCAGUGCUGGGUCAGUCCUGUUCUGAUAGAUAGGUUAAGGAAAUACUUCAAAGUUCUGGCUAGUUCAGACUUAGCCAUGGUUGUUAAUAUUUGUUCUUCUUAAGUGUAAGUGGAAAGAAAACAAACUAAUUUCAUUUGGAAGAAAAGCUCAGUUUCCUUUUAAAUGUGUUCCUCAUGCAAUUUAGUUGCAUUCCAGGGUUUCAUAACCUUGACAGUUAGGACAGCUCAGAUAAUGAUGGAGAGAAACUUCAAUAUGGCCAUAGAGAUAAGCUGUUCUGGGAGUACAGAGAACACUGCAUAUUUCCCAAGCCAAGAAGGAACCCGGGGCUGGGAUUAGAUAACUGUCUCUAAACAGAGAGGUGUAGAAGGGUAUAGAUAAACUUGUCCUUCCUUCUUAAAGGAGAGAUGGCAGUGUAAGAAAGACAUCCAAUGUAAAGCAGGUGUGCUUUACAUUGCACAAAAGGAAGGAGUGGUUAUGUACAUAAACUUCAUUGCUGGCAGCGUUUUGUUAUACUUCAGUGAUGAAGGGAUUGAAAGGAAUGGACAUCCUUGCUAGUUUUAUGUGGCUAAAUUUGCAGUGUUUUUGUUGGCAGGCCUUUAUUACCUAGUGACACAAGCAAGAGCACAGAGGUCUGCAGAGCAGCUGAUAAAACUCCUUGUGCUGAGCUUCUCACGAGUGAAUCCUGGUGCAUGGUAUCUCUUUAUGCUGCUCAGCCACAGUGGCCAAUUCCUGCAUUGUGUUAGCUCUGCGUCAGGGAGCCUAGCCUGUAAGUGAGACUAAUUACUUUGAGGCCUAAGGCAAGCUGCAAGGAAUGCUCACAGAUUGGUUUUCCCUGUCCAAAAGGCACCUGAAGAACUGAAAGAGCCUGAAAGGCAGUGUGUGUGUGCACAGUGUUGGAUUUGAGUUGCAGUUCAGUCUGCUGGGAGGAUGACAGGAACGAGUGGGAGUGAAACAGAUACGGGAACUGAAAUGGCUGAAGGUUUGUGGCUUAAGUAGGGGAAAAUGCGAAGGUGUUUGCUCAGGUGGAGGAAAUGAAUUUGCAGUGUUUAUUCUGAGCCACUGUUAUCACUGUGCUGAUCCUUCAGGGACUUUCUCAGCUGAGCGUGCUCUAGACACCAUGAACUUUGAUGUGAUCAAAGGAAAACCCAUUCGCAUCAUGUGGUCUCAGAGGGACCCCUCACUGAGGAAGUCAGGGGUUGGGAACGUUUUCAUUAAGAACCUGGACAAAUCCAUUGAUAACAAGGCACUUUAUGACACGUUCUCAGCGUUUGGGAAUAUUUUGUCCUGCAAGGUGGUGUGUGAUGAGAAUGGCUCUAAGGGCUACGCAUUUGUGCACUUUGAGACCCAGGAUGCUGCAGAUAGAGCCAUCGAGAAGAUGAACGGCAUGCUGCUAAACGACCGCAAAGUAUUUGUUGGGAGAUUCAAGUCUCGUAAAGAGCGGGAGGCUGAGCUGGGAGCCAAGGCAAAGGAAUUCACCAACGUUUAUAUUAAGAACUUUGGGGAUGACAUGGAUGAUGAAAGACUAAAGGAACUCUUCAGUAAAUAUGGUAAGACUCUGAGUGUUAAAGUGAUGACAGACCCCACUGGAAAAUCCAAAGGCUUUGGCUUUGUAAGCUUUGAAAAGCAUGAAGAUGCUAACAAGGCAGUAGAAGAAAUGAAUGGGAAGGAUAUCAAUGGGAAAAUGGUGUUUGUAGGCCGAGCACAGAAGAAGGUGGAGCGCCAGGCAGAGCUGAAAAGGAGAUUUGAACAGUUAAAACAAGAGAGAAUCAGCCGGUACCAGGGAGUUAACCUAUACAUUAAAAACCUAGAUGACACUAUAGAUGAUGAAAAACUGAGGAAGGAAUUCUCACCUUUUGGGUCAAUAACAAGUGCAAAGGUGAUGCUAGAAGAUGGACGGAGCAAAGGGUUUGGCUUUGUCUGCUUUUCCUCUCCAGAGGAAGCUACGAAGGCUGUGACAGAGAUGAAUGGUCGAAUAGUGGGCUCUAAGCCACUCUAUGUUGCACUUGCACAAAGGAAAGAAGAGCGAAAGGCUCAUCUAACUAAUCAGUACAUGCAGCGCAUUGCUGGGAUGAGAGCCUUGCCAGCCAACACAAUCAUUAAUCAGUUCCAGCCUGCUGCUGGCGGUUAUUUCAUGCCUGCUGUGCCCCAGGCUCAGAGCAGACCCACUUACUAUGCACCCAAUCAGAUGGCACAGAUGAGACCCAACCCACGCUGGCAGCAAGGGGGAAGACCUCAAGGCUUCCAGGGAAUGCCAAAUGCCAUGCGCCAGUCUGGACCACGGCCAGCGCUGCGCCAUCUGGCCCCUGCUGGCACUGCUCCUGCCUCUCGUGGCCUCCCUGUUUCUGCCCAGCGAGUUGGUGUUACCACUGCAGGACAGAGCUUGGCUCCUCGUCCUCCUGUAGCUGCUCCUGCUCCCAGAGCAGUUCCCCCUUAUAAAUAUGCCUCAAGUGUCCGCAGCCCGCACCCACCUGUACAGCCUUUGCAGGCACCUCAGCCUGCAGUACAUGUGCAGGGACAGGAACCACUAACAGCCUCCAUGCUGGCUGCUGCCCCUCCCCAGGAGCAGAAACAGAUGCUGGGCGAACGUUUGUUCCCUCUUAUUCAAGCUAUGCACCCCAGCCUUGCAGGGAAGAUCACAGGGAUGCUGCUGGAGAUUGACAACUCAGAGCUGUUGCACAUGCUGGAGUCUCCAGAGUCCCUCCGCUCCAAGGUGGAGGAGGCUGUUGCAGUGUUGCAGGCUCACCAAGCCAAGAAAGAAGCUGCCCAGAAGGUGGGUGUGGUUGCUGCUACCUCUUAAGCCAGGAAGACUGGAUGCAAAGAAGCCAAAUAGCCCCUCCCCAGACAUCAGCUCGAGAUGUUUGCAGAUUCUGCGCCGUCCUGCAGGACUCGAUGCCAUGCCACACAUCACGUAGUUGUAUUGCAUUUUAUAAAUUAACCCUUCAGAUCCUACAAAGCCAACUCUGUGCAGCUCUAGAUUGCCAAAACCAGAAUGAGUUUGCAAGCUUUUCCUUUGUGAUCAGAGCAGAGUUACCGUUUGUCUUUUCUAAUUGAGACGUCGAGGAUUUCUGGUUGGAAUGGUGUGGGUUUGGUUUUAACUGAACAGUCCAGUUCGGAAAGUUCUGGAAAGUCUUUUGUCAAUAAAGGAAUAAAAACUUUCUCUGCA